Messenger RNA from Tarenaya hassleriana, 820 nucleotides. Its product is annotated as cyclin-U4-1-like. Gene Ontology annotation, molecular function: protein kinase binding. The record is from RefSeq and is a predicted model, not a curated record. The transcript is spliced from 2 exons. Gene Ontology annotation, biological process: regulation of cyclin-dependent protein serine/threonine kinase activity. NCBI's taxonomy places the organism in Eukaryota, Viridiplantae, Streptophyta, Magnoliopsida, Brassicales, Cleomaceae. Bases 25 to 609 code for a protein of 194 amino acids.
UUACACAACACACCCACGAAAAAAAUGGCGGAACUGGAGAACCCAGAGGUGAUGGAGAAGCUAAUAGCUUUCCUGUCGUCGAUGCUGGAAGGAGUGGCGGAGGAGAACGAUCGGAGCCGUCCGGUCGAGCAGAAGACGACGUCAGCAUUCGACGGGAUCGCUCGGCCCGCGAUCUCAAUCCGCGGAUACUUGAACAGAAUCUUCAAGUACUCGAAGUGCAGCCCUUCUUGCGUGGUCGUGGCUUACGUAUAUAUAGACCGAUUCGCUCAGCUUCACCCUUCUGUCCCCAUCACUUCUUUCAACGUUCACCGUCUCCUCAUCACCAGCUUCAUGGUCUCCGCCAAGUUUUUCGACGACAUAUACUACAGUAAUGCGUACUACGCUAAAAUCGGAGGGAUCACCACGGCUGAGAUUAACACACUGGAGCUGGAUUUCUUAUUCGGGUUAAGGUUCCGCUUAAACUUGAAGCCAAACACGUUCCAUGCCUACCUGUCGUACCUGCACAAGGAGAUGAUGCUUCUUCAGGCGGCCCCCAUCGCCGUCGGACGACCUCUCAUUGCUCCCAACGAUGGUGAAUCUUCUCACCAGACACAGCAGCUCGCUGUUUGACUUCACCAAUAUAUAUAUGUGUGCGGUACGUAUAUAUAUAUAUAUAUAUAUAUAUAUGCGUAGACGUGGAUUUGGUUCAGUCAAUGUUGGUUUUUGUAUUUAGUACACAUGGGACUCUUUUGUCAUGUCACAUCAUAUAUUAUCUUAUGUAAUAAAUUGGAUGCUAUACAUUAGAUGUCGUCCAAUUCCUCCUUUCUUUUCCUUCUCUUUU